CAUAUUUAUACUUUCUUUGGCCCAUAGCAAAUGAAGAUACAAACAUUUGGUUUUUUAAUCAGUUCAGCCUGAAAUUCAAGUUUGCCUUAUGAAAACACUCUUAUAAACACUGGUAGACGAGCUUGUGUUCAGCUUCGCUUCAGACUUACACCUUAAAGUUUUCUUGUAUCAAGGGAUUCAUUCUCAUGGGGGCCCUUAGCACUUUGAUUGCUGUUCGCUCAAUUAAGUGUUCUUUUUAAAUUCCUGGUAGCAGUGGGAUUCUCCAGGAAACUGGAGCAGUGAGGAGGCCCAAGGGGGACCGUCUCUGUCCAGCAGUGGAGGCUGCUCCACCUUGCUGCUGUGAUCCCCCUGCCCAGGGAUUGGGGAUAUAAGCAGCAUCAGUCACUCAGUGUGUAUUUAUUGAGCACCUACUAUGUACCCGGCAUAUUCGAGGCACCAGGGGUGCAUAGGGAACAAAACAACGUCUCAGCCCUGGUGAAGCUUGCAUUCUAGUUGGGGGGUGGGGGUGGGGAGGUAAACAAUAGCCACAGAGAGAAAUAAAUAUGAAAUGUUUCUGGUGGUGAUAGACAUAGGAAAAAAAUGGAGUAUAAGGGAGAUAGAGAGUAAUGGCAGAGUGAGAGAAAGCUGAUGCUCACAGAGUAAUCACUCUGAUCUUUCUCUCAUAAAGAGAGAACUGAAGAAAAUGAGCAAGAAAGCCAUGAGCUCAUGGAGGAUAAGAGCUUAUUAGGCAGCAGGAACAGCAAGUGCAAAGGCCCUGAGGCAGAGGAAUGCUGGGCAUGUUUAAGGAGCAUCAAGGAGGUCUCUGUGGCUGGAAUGAAGUGAGAGAGAGUAGUAGAAGUGAGGUCAGAGAGGUGGUGGAGGAUCAGAUCCAUAGAGCCUUGUGAGUCUUGGUUAGAACUUAGGCUUCUACGUUGAGUGGGAUGGGGAGCCUCUGGAGUUUCCAGCAUAGCCUGGACAUGACACAACCUGUGUUUUUAAAGGGUUACUGUUUGAGGGUACACUAAAGGGUGGCAAGAGUUAAAGCAGGAAGACCAGAGAGGAGGCUGUUGCAAUGAUCCAGAUGAGAGAUGAUGGAGGCUGGGGACAUGGGGUUGUAGUGAAGGGGAUGAGAAGUCAUUGAAGUUUUGGGAACCAGCUUGCUGGAAAAAAUAAAAAUAAAAACUGUGAUUUUUAACAUUUGCCCAUUUCUAUGGUGUAAAUAUUCCCACCAUGGCUGACUUCACCUUACUUAUGACUUAACAACCAGCUCAAAAAUUUCAUGAAUAUUUAGCAAUCAGUUCCCAAAACACCCCUGUAGGAAGUGUUUGGGUAUUUUGAGGGUAGACAUAACAGGAUGGCUGAUGGAUUCAUUGAGGGUUGUGAAAAAGAAGGGAGGCACCCAGAAUGGCUCCAGGAUUUUUGACCUGAACGACCAGAAGGGUAGAGUUGUUCUUUAUUGAGAUGGAGAGGAAUAUAGGAUGAUCCGGUUAAAGUAGGAGUAUCAGGAGCUCUGUCCUGGAUAUGGUGUGGUUAGCUGCCAUUUGGCUUCCAAAUAGAGAUGUGUAGCAGGCAGAGAUUAGAGGAGAAGUCUGGGCAGCGUAUGAAGGGAAAUAUACUCUCUUUUUUGAAAGGGCUCCCUGUGCCUCGUUUCUGCACAGUGGAUUCUUGUCCACAGCGUAUGCCUGCACCAGGGAACCAUUGGGAGCUUCAGCUUAGAGCUUCCAGCUGUGGCUGGGGGUUCUGUCAAUGGACCACCCGGGAGAAGACAGCAAAAGCAGCAGAUGCCUUGGUUCAGGGAGUGCCCAGCACGGGGCGAGGUACUAUGUAAAUGAGACCCAGGCCCUGCCCUCAAGAAGCGUAGUAGCGUAUAUUCGGGGAGAUAAAUAAGUGUGGGAUACAAGACAUUGUAGAAAAGGUAUAGGUUUGCUGAACCAACUCAAUUUUUCACUCUAUUUGAGGGUGAGGAGAGAAGGAGACUAUGUAGUCAUCACCUGGACUCAAACUGAGUCCCCAGCCCGGGAAGCAUCUUCCUGGGGAGGUGAGGAAAGAUACCCCAGGCUGUGGGUCUAUAGGAGCAAAGAAAAUGCGUGCUCAGGGAUAAUGGUCAUAAUCAUAACAACAACAUUUACUGAGCAUUAAAAAUGUCCCAGGCAUGGGUAUGUCUAAGUAUGUUACACGUAUUAAACCAUUUAAUCCUCAGAAUCACUUUAAGAGGUAGAUACCAUUAUAAUCCCAUUUUACAGAUGAGAAAAUCAAAGUAUAUGGUUUCGACAGCAAGUAAGUAAAAGAGAGAGAAUUCUAAUCCAGGUAGGCUGACCCCCCAGCCCUCGCUCUUGGCAAGUAGGUAAAACAGAAAAUGGAGGUGUCCUGGAUGGAGCCCCAAGUUUGGCUGUGCUCAGGCAGGUGGGGCUGGGGAGCAGAGGAUGCUGCCAACCCCCCUCCCCAGGGAUUCCCCUCAAGGAGUUUCAUCUUCUUAGAUCCAUUCUGUGACUUUGAGCUCUGAAUCAUCAUUUUUUAAAGACCGCCCAUUUUUUAAAAGAAGGCAUGAAUUUGCUCAGUUUUACUCUUCGUUUUUGGAUAACAUACAGAAGCCACUUAGAGCUUAAUAUUAACAGUGUACAUCAAUGUCGGCCCUGCUCUAAGUGGUGCAAGUCACAGUUCAGCUGUCUGCAAACUCUAAAUGUUAGAUGAGCUUGAUUCUUCCCAGCAGUGGAAGCCGGACAAAUCAAUGAGAAGCCCUUUCUUCUUCAGCUUAGAGGGUGAGUCUCAGGACCGUCUAGUGGUAAGGAUAUCAAAGAACUUCUCCCCACUCCUGUCACCCUGCGUAGCCACAAACAUUAGCCCUGCAGCCUGGCAAAACCUGUCACAUGUCUCAGCUUAUCCACCUCCCAAGGCACCGACGUUCCCUAGAACUGUCCAUCCUUAAAAGGAUGUAGGGGUGGUUUUGAGGACCUUAAGGUCACCUGACAUCUCUAGCCAAGUUGCCACUUCCUCCUGCCCACGCCACCAAUGCUGAUGGUUGUACUCCUCUUCUGUGUCGCCCUCCUUUCCUGCUCUUUCUCCGUUGCUCUUUCUCUCUCAUUUUCCAGUGCCUCCUGCCUCUGGUCCACCCCCCUUAUCUUUCCAGCUCUUCCUCAUGGUUACACACAUCCCACUCUGCUCCCACUUUGCCCUGUUUCCGGCACUGCUCUCCCAGGCCUAGAACCAUUUCUGAUCUCUUCUGCUAUUGAUCGUUUUCUUUUUUAAUUGAGGUAUAAUUUACAUACGGUAAAGCACACACAUGUUCAAGGACAGCUCGGUGCAUUAUGGUAUAUGUAUACACCUCUGUCACCACCACCAGAUCAAGAUGCAGAGUAUCGCCAACACCACAGUGGACUCCCCAGGGCCUCUUCCCUCACUGAAUGGGUGACCACUGUUAAGAUUUCUAUGACCUUUCUUGAAUUUCCUUUAAAUGGAAUCAGACAGGAUGUCAUUUCUAGCUCCUUAGCCAAGGUGCUGCUGAAAGGAAGAAUUGGAUAGGAGAGAGGCCUGGUGGGGAUCUGACUCUUCUUGGAGGCCUUCAAGAAGGACUUGUGGCUAGAAUUGCCCUGGCUCCCUGUGGCCUGGCUCAUGGGGAGCCAGGAAGAGUGAGCUGGGUUCCUGAGCCCCUAGACGCCCAUCCCUGGUCCUCUGUGGGCUGAGUCAGCUCUCGGGGAGGUUCUGUUACAUCUUGACAAAGCUGCAGAGAUCCCUGCCCGUCCUAGAUAGCCUCAGCUUCCCCUCUGCACCCCCAUAGAAUGUUAGGUAGGUAAAAGAUCUCCCUGUCUAUUUUUUAAUAUGAGAAAUUCAGGCCCACAGAGGGGCUCAGCUGGGACUAGAACUCAGGUCUGCUGAGCAUCCUGUGCUCCUUCCGCUGCCUUUUACCUCCAUGGCUUCAUCACCUAGAUUUUAAGGCAGCUCUGCCUAAGCCCUUCCUCCCCUGGCACUUUCUGCUGAUCUCAGAGUGUAUUUCCCACUAUGGCCAGCUUCGCUGCUAUAGGUAUUUAGGUGCGUAGCUCGACCUAUUCUGAGGUAGGGCACAGGAAUGAUAGACACCCCUAACCAAAAUUUUACUUUGCCUUUGUAGGAGGGCAAAAUUUACCAUCCUCAAAUGUGUCUCUUGGGCACGCAAAUUAUUUUGAGCUGAGGACAAUCAAGGAGGAACCUUUGAUCUUCUCCCUAACUGCCUCAAAGUAUUUAGAGGACCAUUCCAGGAAGGGAGCUAACACCGUAGAUAACUACACAGUUGACCCUUGAAUAACAAAGGAUUGAACUGUGUGGGCUCAUUUACAUGCAGAAUUUUUUCAGUAGUAAAUGCUACAAUAUAGCAUCACCCGCAGCUGAUUGAAUUCGAGGAUGCAGAACGGUGGACACGGAGGAGACACAGAUAGGGAGGGCUGACUGUAAGCCAUAUAAGGACUUUGCACUAUGCGGAGCAUUGGCACCCCGACCCCCUGCAUUGUUCAAGGGUCUGCAGUAGUACAAACGAAGUGUGUGGACAGGGGGAAACCCAGCAAUGUCUGUUAGAAUUCCUCUCUGGGUCUCAUUGUCUCUGCAGGGCCCCAGCACACAUUUAUUUACCAGACAUCUACUUUUCCAUCUCCAUGUAAAUUGCCUCCCCCUUUGAGGUCCCAAGCCCCUAUCCCCCACCUCCUCGUUUGGCUUUAGCUGAAGAUGGUAUUUAAGGUGCUGAUAUCUGCAAUUUGGGGUGUUCCUCAGUUUUCCUGGGUCUCUCUCAUGUAUACAUGUUACUAAACUUUUGUUUGGUUUUCACCUGUUAGUCUGUCUCAUGUCAACUUAAUUCUUAAACCAGCCAGAAGAACCUAUAAGGGUACAGAAAAAUUUCUUCCUCCCAACACCAUCCGAUCACUGAAACCUGAAAUUCUUUUCAUGAGCACUAUGCCCUUCGUCCCACCCGGAGAGAGCAGGCUCAGAUGCAAACAUCCCUGUCAGGGGAAACACCUUCACUUCACAUCAUUUGUUAAUGAUGGCCUUUCAUUCAUUUCUUUCCCCAACAGAAAACCUGUAAGACUUACCAGUCACUGACACCAGAUUUUGGAAUGAGCUGAAGACCACAGGAGGGACAAGCCAGAUGGCCCUGGGAACUGAGGAAGGAGAGGGCUCAAGAAAUCACCUGCCUGUGAUCUCUCCCCUUGGGACAGCAUCUGACACAUUCCUCUGGUGGUUUCAAGGGAAGACUUGAAAGUGUGGGAGGUUCUAUAGCUGGUUGGAGGGCCGAGAGAGAGAGACAGCGGAAGACUGUCCCAAGCUGCGGGGCAGGGGUCGCUGAACUAACUCCAAGCUGGUGUGCAGAGUGGCUGCGCAGUGGCCGCCCGAGAGCUGGAGUCACCAUGGCGGCCGGAGUUGCAGCCUGGCUGCCUUUCGCACGGGCUGCGGCCAUCGGAUGGAUGCCGGUGGCCAACUGCCCCAUGCCCCUGGCCCCGGCGGACAAGAACAAGCGGCAGGAUGAACUGAUCGUCCUCAAUGUGAGCGGGCGGAGGUUCCAGACCUGGCGGACCACGCUGGAGCGCUACCCGGACACGCUGCUGGGCAGCACGGAGAAGGAGUUCUUCUUCAACGAGGACACUAAGGAGUACUUUUUCGACCGGGACCCAGAAGUGUUCCGCUGCGUCCUCAACUUCUACCGCACGGGCAAGCUGCACUACCCGCGCUACGAGUGCAUCUCCGCCUAUGAUGACGAGCUGGCUUUCUACGGCAUCCUGCCCGAGAUCAUUGGAGACUGCUGUUACGAGGAGUACAAGGACCGCAAGAGGGAGAACGCCGAGCGGCUCAUGGACGACAACGACUCGGAGAACAACCAGGAGUCCAUGCCCUCCCUCAGCUUCCGCCAGACCAUGUGGCGGGCCUUCGAGAACCCGCACACCAGCACGCUGGCCUUGGUCUUCUACUACGUGACUGGCUUCUUCAUCGCUGUCUCGGUCAUCACCAACGUGGUGGAGACGGUGCCCUGCGGCACGGUGCCCGGGAGCAAGGAGCUGCCUUGCGGCGAGCGCUACUCCGUGGCCUUCUUUUGCUUGGACACCGCCUGCGUCAUGAUCUUCACGGUGGAGUACCUCCUGCGGCUCUUCGCGGCGCCCAGCCGCUACCGCUUCAUCCGCAGCGUGAUGAGCAUCAUCGACGUGGUGGCCAUCAUGCCCUAUUACAUCGGCCUGGUCAUGACCAACAAUGAGGACGUGUCCGGCGCCUUCGUCACGCUCCGGGUCUUCCGCGUCUUCAGGAUCUUCAAGUUCUCCCGCCACUCGCAGGGCUUGCGGAUCCUGGGCUACACCCUGAAGAGCUGUGCCUCCGAGCUCGGCUUUCUCCUCUUCUCCCUCACCAUGGCCAUCAUCAUCUUUGCCACUGUGAUGUUUUAUGCUGAGAAGGGCUCCUCUGCCAGCAAGUUCACGAGCAUCCCUGCCUCUUUUUGGUACACCAUUGUCACCAUGACCACACUGGGAUACGGAGACAUGGUGCCCAAGACGAUUGCAGGGAAGAUCUUCGGCUCCAUCUGCUCCCUGAGUGGGGUCCUCGUCAUUGCCCUGCCAGUCCCUGUGAUUGUUUCCAACUUCAGCCGGAUCUACCACCAGAAUCAGAGAGCUGAUAAACGCAGGGCACAGAAGAAGGCCCGCCUUGCCAGGAUCCGUGUGGCCAAAACAGGCAGCUCCAAUGCCUACCUGCACAGCAAGCGCAACGGACUUCUCAACGAGGCGCUGGAGUUGAUGGGCACCCCGGAAGAGGAGCACAUGGGCAAGACCGCCUCACUCAUCGAGAGCCAGCACCAUCACCUACUGCACUGCCUGGAGAAAACCACUGGGUUGUCCUAUCUUGUGGAUGAUCCCCUGUUAUCUGUACGAACCUCCACCAUCAAGAACCACGAGUUUAUAGACGAGCAGAUGUUUGAGCAGAACUGCAUGGAGAGCUCGAUGCAGAACUACCCAUCCACCAGGAGUCCCUCACUGUCCAGCCACCCGGGCCUCACGACUACCUGCUGCUCCCGUCGUAGCAAGAAAACCACUCACCUGCCCAAUUCCAACCUGCCGGCCACCCGCCUGCGCAGCAUGCAAGAGCUCAGCACGAUCCACAUCCAGGGCAGUGAGCAGCCCUCCCUCACUACCAGUCGUUCCAGCCUUAAUUUGAAAGCAGACGACGGACUGAGACCAAACUGCAAAACAUCCCAGAUCACCACAGCCAUCAUCAGCAUCCCCACCCCGCCAGCGCUGACCCCAGAAGGGGAAAGUCGGCCACCCCCUGCCAGCCCAGGCCCCAACACGAACAUUCCUUCCAUAGCCAGCAAUGUUGUCAAGGUCUCUGCCUUGUAAAACCACUGGACAGGGGGCCAGUGCGGGUAGUGGGAGUGAAGGGGGCUGGCAUGUUGGUGGGUGGCCGCUGGGACCACUCCCUCCCCCUUCCCCACUAUUUCUGCCCACCCCAUUGCACCCCUAGCACUGAAACUUGUGCCUGGAAGGAAAAAGAGGCAGCAAAGGGGCACCUGAGGUUCACUGCUGCUAGCGUGGACAUAGCCCUGUGAUACUGCAACUCACUGGGGCCAGAGGAAGGGAGGGUGGGUGG
This is a messenger RNA of Vicugna pacos (alpaca), 7566 nucleotides long. The record is from RefSeq and is a predicted model, not a curated record. NCBI's taxonomy places the organism in Eukaryota, Metazoa, Chordata, Mammalia, Artiodactyla, Camelidae.